Messenger RNA from Bacidia gigantensis, 2046 nucleotides. RefSeq lists its product as uncharacterized. The transcript is spliced from 6 exons. Lineage: Eukaryota; Fungi; Ascomycota; Lecanoromycetes; Lecanorales; Ramalinaceae. Gene Ontology annotation, molecular function: 5'-flap endonuclease activity; 5'-3' DNA exonuclease activity. Gene Ontology annotation, biological process: mismatch repair; DNA double-strand break processing; DNA recombination. The record is from RefSeq and is a predicted model, not a curated record. The coding region runs from base 1 to 2046 and encodes 681 amino acids. Gene Ontology annotation, cellular component: nucleus.
AUGAUCAACGGCCAACCUUUUGGACCGUCGGAUCUAACACUUCAGAAUGGAUUGCGGCCCAUCCGAGUUCGUUACUUUGAAGAGUGGAUCGAAAAGGAACGCCUACUCAAGCAUGGACCGCUGGAGUUCCUGAAAGGUUCUGUAAUUGGCAUAGACGCGGCUUACUUCGCCAAACAAUUUCUGGUCGAACCCUUGCUCACUGCCUUGGGCGGCUCUCCAAUUGCUUUGGAAGGCUUCACCAACGCAGUGAAGAAUCUCAAGAAUGCGGGUAUCCGCUUGCAUUUUGUCUUUAAUGGUCUGCAGUAUGCGAGGAGUGAGGAUGCUUUCGCGACUUCCAAAUCCAUUAACAGUCAGAACAAUGACGCUUUCACCGUGUACGAGAAUCAACAGCCCGAAAUUGCUCGACGUGCUUUCCAAAAGCUAGGUUCGUUUGCAAGAGAUUUCCAACCUUGCGAGAUUGUGACUCAUCGUUGCAUAGCAUCCCAAAAGCUAGAUGAGCAUAUGAGUACUUUGAAAUUUGCCCUUCAUGACAUGGAUAUUCCUUUUACAGUCGCUCCAUACAGUGCUCUUGCUCAGCUUGCUUACUAUGAGAAGCAUCCCAAACAGUUUGUCGAUGCGAUUUACGGGCCGUCCGAGCUUUUCUGCUUCGGCGUUGAUAAAGUCAUCACUGACUUUACCGAUGUGCCCAAGGAUGACUUAGACAAGGUCUCGAUUAAUGAUCAUUCUGUACCCUUGGAAAGGCUCCAAUUUUGCUGGAUUGACAGCGCCUCGUGCCUCAAAACACUAGGCAAUAUACAUUUGCAGGUAUUCACGGAAGCUCUGGUGUUAGCUGGCUCAGAUCUUUUCCUCAAGACUUUCCCACCAUUGGUCGAAAAUGCGAACUAUAAGCAAGCUGGCGUUAUUCGUGACGCUGUUAACCUACUUGUAGCUGCUCGUGGAAAUGUUUCUCAGGUUUGCUCGCAAUAUCCAGAUGCGUCCUUGAAAGAAAUUUGGCUCGAUAAGUUCAAGCAGACCAUGAUAAUCAUAAAACAUCACGUGAUAAUAACGGCCGAGGGCGAAGUCGAGAGCUUGGAAAAGGCUCAAGCUCCUAUAGAUACGCAUCUUUGCAUCGGUCUCCGCCUGCCCGAAGAGCUUUAUAUGUAUCUUUCAAGGGGUCUGAUAGGCACUCGUGUCCUAAACUGGUUGACCCGAGGUGAGAUAGACGUGCCGACUCCCCUAGCUGGAAGCGAUACAGCAAUAUGCCAACGCUUUGUGAGAGGCGAGCUUGGUCCACUUCGACAGCAAGCAACCUGUCUUUUGACAGAUGGCCUUCACCGCUACUAUCAACGAGCGGAAUACAAAAGCCACUUUUGGUUUGACAUGAAUAUUGAAGAAAAAUUCAAGCCUGUGGAUGUGAGCCCUUCGCCUAGGUCACAAGUCUCGAAAUGGAACGUAAAGAAGGACGCAUUGGACAAAGCAAAAGUAGGCGAUGCACUGCCCGGGUCUCUCUUAUUUGCUACACGGAGCUUGCAAGACGCAGAAUAUGCGAAGCAGACGAUAACGCCAAAGCUCAAAAGUGAUGAGGCCCUAUCAACAGCUGAUGAGGUUCUUGCCAACACCCUAUGGCGUGUACUGCAGCUGCGCGACUUUGUGACUGAGUCGCACGAGCUUACACACUGGGGAAAGAUUCUAGAGCGAACACUCUCAGCUGUCGGCGGCCAGGAGGAUCUCCAACAAGCUGCCUACAUAGCCAUCGAAUUGUUGCGAUUCGAGGUUUUGAACCUCAAUUCUUUAUUCCUGGACUAUCCAGGUAGUCCUGCGAGGGGUGGAGUGAACGACAAAGGGCCGUGUAUGCUAGUCUCUCGAGUUGCAAGUCUGGGGCGCCUUCGUCACAAACCAAAAGGUUACAGUGGGCCCUUGAGCCGAUCGCUACUGGCUUAUCACUCGAUUGUAUCCGCUUUACAAACCAGCUUGCGAGAUCUGCUGGAGACAGCAACGGUGUCUACGUUCCUUGAAGGCGGCUUUGCUAGGGAACGGGAUGAUUGGUUGGAGCUAUCACGACGGUAA